Panicum hallii is the source of this 834-nucleotide messenger RNA. Its product is annotated as probable mediator of RNA polymerase II transcription subunit 26c. Bases 1 to 834 code for a protein of 277 amino acids. The transcript has 2 exons. The record is from RefSeq and is a predicted model, not a curated record. NCBI's taxonomy places the organism in Eukaryota, Viridiplantae, Streptophyta, Magnoliopsida, Poales, Poaceae.
AUGGCGCUCCGCCGCUCGAAGCCCUUCCUGGCGGCGUUCCCGCUCAUCGACGCCGCCAUCGAGGGCGCCGGCGCUGGCGGCGUCCUCUCCCGCGACGAGUUCCGGAGCGCCAGGGCCCGGAUCGUCGAGCUGCUCUGCGACGCCGCGGACGACGAUGAGAAGGUGGAGGGCUUCUGCGAGCUGCUGGACGAGGCCAUGGCGGGGUCGCUCGCCACGCUGCGGGCCGUGUCCCCCGAGAAGAUCGAGCUGGCGUCCGGCGAUCUGGUCGGCGCCGUCGGCGCGCUGAUGAAGGACCACCCGUCGGAGCGGGUCCGUGAGCUCGCGCGCGACGUCGUGCGCGGGUGGAGGGCGGGCGUCAAGGCCGAGCUUGCCAGGGCCAAGGCAGCCAUGGACGUGCUGGACGGACUCUCAUCUACUCCGCCGCCGCCUCUCAGGGACGAGACAGCGCCCAUGGCUGACUCCAACACAACCGCGAAGAAGAUCCCGGAAGAGCCGCCUCGUCCAAGGAAGUCAACCGUCUCCAGCAGCUGCCGCCGUAUCAGCACGGCGGAGUCCAAGAAGGGGGCCCCGAUCGUCGGCACAAGCAACGCGAAGCCAUCAGCGAACAUGGGAGCUCCAGCCGAGGAGGAGAAGAUGGAGGCCACGAAGCGCAAGCUCCACGAGCGGUACCAGGAGGCCGAGGACGCGAAGCGGCGGCGCACGAUACAGGUGAUCGAGCCACCACGGCCGCCGCCGGGGAUGAACAAGGGCCAAAUGCAGCGGAACGCGCACCCGGCACGCUGCGCGGCGGAGAGGUGCUUCGUGAAGUCUAGCACUCUUGGGAUGAGGGUUUAG